AUGAUUAUCUUUAAAAUAUUCUUAUUUUUAUUAUACUUUACAUACAGUAAUGCUGCCAAUAUUCUUAUUCUACUACCAUAUAGUGCCAAAUCUCAUUAUUAUUCUCUAAGACCUAUCGGAUUGGAACUAGCUCGACGAGGUCACAAUGUUACAGUUAUCACCGCUAACAAAGAAACAGAUUACCCACCAACAUAUCAUCAAGUGAUGGUCGAGGACACUAAAAUAUGGGAAGUCCUUGGUGGCGGUAGACCAAACGUGUUUAGCAUAACGGAACUCUCUGCAGAACAAUUUUAUCAGAAGUAUAUAUGGCCUGGUUCCUUGAUUCUCGUGGAAAACGCGCUUAAGUCUCCCGAAGUUCAGGCUUUUCUUGCCCGCGAUGGGAAAUUUGAUCUUGUCAUAGGGGAACAGUUUAUGCAAGAAGCUUUUAAUUGGGCAACAGAAACUUUCGAACUGUUAGACGUUGAAAAUCCGACAAGUUUCUUUGGCAGAUUAAGAAAUAUGUACUUCUCGAUAUACGAAUAUGUAUGGUGGAGGUUUUCGUUCCUCGAGGAACAAGAAGAAUUGGUAAGAAAAUACAUACCAGGUUUACCAGAACCUGUCCCAAGUUUGUAUGAUAUACAAAGAAACACAUCCCUAAUGCUUGUAAACAGCCAUUUUAGUGUGGAUACUCCUAUGGCUUAUUUACCAAAUAUUAUUGAAAUAGGGGGAAUACAUCUUACAAAAAGUGACAAGAGUUUACCAAAGGAUCUCCAAGACUAUUUGGAUGGUGCUGACUAUGGAGUGGUAUAUAUUAACUUCGGUUCUAAUGUACGGAGUACCGAUUUAUCAAACGACAAAAAAACAGCAUUCAUUAAUGUUUUUAAACGUUUGAAACAAAGAGUUCUGUUUAAAUGGGAAGAAGAUGAACUAGUAGGAAAGCCAGAUAACGUUUUGAUAAGCAAGUGGUUACCGCAAAAGGAGAUACUUGCUCAUCCAAAAAUUAAGGUAUUUAUUUCACACGGUGGUCUAAUAGGAACACAAGAAGCAGUUUACAAUGGAGUACCAGUCAUAGGAAUACCAGUGUUCUCAGACCAACUUAACAACAUUCUUUUACUUCAAGAUAUGGGAAUCGGAAAACUCUUGAAAUAUAAAGACAUCUCAGAAGAAAGACUUUACACUUUACUACGAGAAGUACUAGAUGAUGAAGGUUAUAGAACAAAAGCGAAGGAGAUCUCCAGACGAUUUAAAGAUAGGCCCAUGAAUGCGUUGGACACGGCUAUUUUUUGGUUGGAAUAUAUUAUUAGAAAUAAUGGGGCAUCAUAUAUGAAGAGCCCCGCUAUGGAAUUAAGCUGGCUUGCAUACACAAUGCUCGAUAUGAUUUUUAAAAUCUCUGUGUUUUUGUUUUGCUUGACAUUCAGCUAUGCUGCAAAUAUACUGUACGUUAUACCAUUUAGUACAAAGUCCCAUUAUUAUUCUCUAAGACCUAUCGGAUUAGAGUUGGCUCGAAGAGGCCAUAAUGUUACAGUCAUCACCACUAACAAAGAAACUGAUUACCCACCAACCUAUCAUCAAGUAACAGUGGAGAAUACACAAUUUUGGCCAGUUUCUGAUGGCAAAAAACCAAAUAUAUUUAGUAUGGCGGAACUAUCUGCUGAGCAAUUUUACCACAAUUUUAUAUGGAGUGGAUCGUUACAAAUAGUGGAAAAUGCGUUAAAGUCUCCAGAAGUACAAGCUUUGUUGGCUAGCAAAGCAAAAUUUGAUUUAGUCAUCGGAGAGCAGCUCACACUGGAAGCUUUUAAUGUAUUAGCUCACAAAUAUAACGCGCCUCUAGCGCUUGUUACAACUUUUGGCAAUUGUAUGAAACACAAUUUUCUAACAAGGAAUCCCUUACAAUGGGCAAUACAAACUUUUGAACUGUUAGGCCUGGAGGAUCCUACUAGCUUUUUUGGCAGAUUAAGAAAUAUGUAUUUCUCAAUAUAUGAAUAUGUUUGGUGGAGGUUUUGGUUUCUAGAAAGACAAGAAGAAUUGGUGAGAAAGUAUAUACCAGAUCUACCAGAACCGGUACCUAGUUUGUACGAUAUUCAAAAGAACGCGUCCCUUAUGCUUGUCAACAGUCAUUUUAGUGUGGAUACCUCCAUGGCCUAUUUGCCAAAUAUUGUUGAAAUAGGUGGAAUACAUCUUUCAACGAGCGACAAAAUUUUACCAAAGGAUCUUCAAGACUAUUUAGAUGGUGCUGAGUAUGGGGUGGUAUAUGUAAACUUUGGUUCAAACGUGCAAAGUACGGACUUAUCAUAUGAAAAGAAGCAGGCUUUUAUUAAUGUGUUUAAGCGUUUAAAACAAAGAGUUCUUUUUAAAUGGGAGGAUGAUGAUCUAGUAGGGAAGCCAGAUAACGUUAUGAUAGGCAAAUGGUUACCGCAAAAGGAGAUACUUGCUCAUCCCAAAAUUAAGGUGUUUAUAUCACACGGCGGUCUAAUAGGAACACAAGAAGCAAUUUACAACGGAGUACCGGUUAUAGGAAUACCAGUGUUCGCUGACCAAUUCAACAACAUUCUGUUACUUCAAGAUAUGGGAAUCGGAAAACUCUUGAAAUAUAAAGACAUCUCAGAAGAAAGACUUUACACUUUACUACGAGAUGUACUAGAUGAUGAAGGUUAUAGAACAAAAGCGAAGGAGAUCUCCAGAAGAUUUAAAGAUAGGCCCAUGAAUGCGUUGGACACGGCUAUUUUUUGGUUGGAAUAUAUAAUUAGAAAUAAUGGGGCAUCAUAUAUGAAGAGCCCCGCUAUGGAAUUAAGCUGGCUUGCAUACACAAUGCUCGAUGCUGUUCUCCCGUUCUUUCUCUUUCUAUAUGUGGUGUAUCCUUUCUGCAGUGAUGCAGCAAAUAUUCUUUUGGUGAUACCUUUUACAACGAAAUCACAUUAUAUAAAUCUAAAACCUAUUGGCUUCGAAUUAGCUCGACGUGGCCAUAAUGUAACGGUGAUCACGCCAUACAGAGAGAAAGAGUAUCCACCUAAUUAUCACCAAGUAAUGGUGAAGGAUACAAAAAUAUGGGAUGCGCUUGGUACCGAACGUCCAAAUGUCUUUACAAUGGUCGAUUUGAACGCUGAAGAGUUCCAUAACAAAAUUAUUUGGCCCGGUGGAUUAGCGCUCACAGAGGAAGCCUUGAAAUCAACUGAGGUGCAGGACCUUCUAUCAAGUAACGCUAAGUUUGAUUUGAUUAUUAACGAGCAAUUUUUCCAAGAAGCUUUCUAUGCAUUAGCUGUGAAGUAUAACGCACCACUAGCUUUAGUUAUCACUCACGGGAAUUGUAUGAAACACAAUUUCGUUACGAGGAAUCCCUUGCAAUGGGCCACAAUAACACAUGAGCUAUUAAAUUUACAUCAUCCAACGAGCUUCCUAGGUCGACUGAGAAACAUGUAUUUCUCUCUUUAUGAGCUGUUUUGGUGGAAAUUCUGGUUCCUGAUAAAACAAGAGGAGCUGAUGUACAAGCACAUCCCGGGGCUGCCAGACCCGAUGCCAAGUUUGUACGAAGUGCAGAAAAAUGCGUCCUUAUUGCUUGUUAAUAGUCAUUUUAGUGUUGACUCGCCGAUAGCGUAUUUACCGAAUAUAAUAGAAAUUGGUGGGAUCCACGUCGUCAAUAGCAACAAGAGUCUUCCACAGGAUCUCCAAGGGCACUUAGACGACGCAGUACAUGGGGUGGUGUACGUAAAUUUCGGUUCAAACGUGAGAAGCUGCGAAUUGAGCCAAGAAAAGAAACAGGCGUUCAUCAAAGUAUUCAAGCGGCUCAAACAAACCAUUAUUUGGAAAUGGGAGGACGACAAAUUGGAAGAUAAACCUAAAAACGUGAUAAUACGUAAAUGGCUGCCGCAAAAUGAAAUUCUGGCCCAUCCAAAUGUUAAAGUGUUCAUCUCACACGGCGGCCUUAUAGGCACACAAGAAGCCAUCUACCACGGCGUCCCAGUGAUAAGUGUGCCCAUAUAUGGAGAUCAGUUAAACAAUGUCCUCACUCUAGAAAACCUUGGCGUCGGUAAAUUGUUAAGCUACCACAACAUAACCGAGACGAACCUAUACAGCUUGAUCAGUGAGAUGCUAACAAACCCGUCUUAUAUGAAAAAGGCGAAAGAAGUUGCCAAACGUUUCGUUGAUAGACCAAUGAAUGCCUUGGAUACAGCUGUAUUUUGGUUAGAAUAUGUGAUAAGGCACAACGGAGCUGAUCAUAUGAAGAAUCCAGCUAUAGAACUCAAUUGGUUUUCGUAUACGAUGCUUGAUGUAUAUACGUUUGUAUUAUUCGUCCUUAUGAUUGUUCUGUAUAUGAUAUUAAUGUUCUUGCGUUUUCUAUUUUGCAAUAGAAACACGAUGAAAAUGAAAAAGGCUUAA
This is a messenger RNA of Leptosia nina, 4353 nucleotides long. NCBI's taxonomy places the organism in Eukaryota, Metazoa, Arthropoda, Insecta, Lepidoptera, Pieridae. The record is from the annotation of a GenBank genome assembly.